Dioszegia hungarica is the source of this 1686-nucleotide messenger RNA. Its product is annotated as putative alpha-glucosidase. Gene Ontology annotation, biological process: oligosaccharide catabolic process. Gene Ontology annotation, molecular function: alpha-amylase activity. The transcript is spliced from 7 exons. Lineage: Eukaryota; Fungi; Basidiomycota; Tremellomycetes; Tremellales; Bulleribasidiaceae. Bases 1 to 1686 code for a protein of 561 amino acids. The record is from RefSeq and is a predicted model, not a curated record.
AUGAUCAGCAAAACCAGCUCCGACGCCAACUGGUGGAGACAAGCCGUCGUCUAUCAAAUCUACCCACGCUCCUUCUCAGACGCCAAUGGUGAUGGUAUCGGAGACUUGGAAGGGAUUACUGCCAAGGUUCCCUACCUCGCAGCUCUGGGGAUUGACGCUGUAUGGCUCAGUCCCUUCUACCCGUCCCCACUUCUCGAUGGAGGCUAUGAUGUUGCCGACUACCGAGACGUCGACCCGCGUAUCGGUACCCUGGCCGAGUUCGACACCAUGAUGGCCGCUUUCAAGCAGGAGAACAUUGAGGUCAUCGUCGAUAUCGUCCCCAACCACACCAGUCACGACCACGAGUGGUUCAGGGCGGCUAUCCAGUCCAAGCCUGGUUCUAUGGAGCGGGACCGGUACAUCUUCCGGGACGGCCUUGGCCCCAACAAGGAUCAACCACCUACCGACUGGCAGUCCAUCUUUGGCGGGAACGCUUGGUCACCCUCGGGCCAGAACGACGGUCAAUUCUACUACCACAUGUUCGACUCUUCUCAGCCGGAUCUCAACUGGGACAAGGACGAGAUCAAGGAGGACUUCAAGAAGACUCUCCGCUUCUGGGGCGACCGGGGAGUAGCCGGCUUCCGUAUCGACGUCGCCCACGCCUUGACCAAGGACCUCAGCGGCGACCUCCCCAACUGGGAGCAAAUGGUCAUCAUGUCCAAGAAGAAGGGGGAGAAUGGGAAUGCGGAUCUCAAGCACCCUACAGAUGACCGGGACGAGGUGCACGAGAUCUAUAGGGAGUGGCGCAAGGUAUUCAACGAGUACGACCCCCCUUUGACUGCUGUGGCUGAAUGCUGGGUCGCUCCGGACCGGAAACACCUCUACUCCGCUGCGGACGGCCUCGGACAGGCCUUCUCGUUCGACAUGUUGACCUGCAACUUCAGCGCCGCCGAAUUCAAGGAGUGUAUCUCUUUCAGCUUGGAGUCUGCCGCAGAGGGGACCGGCCAGACCUGGGUGUUGUCAAACCACGAUGUCAUUCGCCACGCCUCGCGUUACGGGAUGCCCAACUUUGUCUCGAAGAACCACAAGGAGAUGUGGAUCGAGGCGGUCGCGUGGCUCAAGAAUGGGUUCGAGGGUUUGGACAAGGAGUCGGGGUUGAGGCGAGCGAGGGCGGCGACCAUGAUGCUGUUUGGUCUUCCGGGGUCGACGUACAUCUACCAGGGCGAGGAGCUUGGCCUGUACGAGUCAACCGACAUCUCCGACAGUCAACGACAAGACCCCUCCUACUUCCGCACCAAGAACGCCAAGGUGCACGAGAUCGGGCGAGACGGCUGCCGUGUCCCUCUUCCAUGGGAGGCGGAGGCGCCCAACUUCGGCUUCGGGUCCGGUAAAGAACCCCACCUCCCCCAGACUUCAUGGAUGAAGGAGCACUCGGUCGACCUGCUCGACAAGCGCCCGGACAGCACGCUCAACCUUUACCGCAAGGCCCUCAAUCUGCGGAAGACGCUUCAGACCGCAGAGAGGCUCGAGUGGGUCGAGACGGGCAACGAGGAGGUCUUGCACUUUAAGCGUCCGGGCGGAUGGGAGGUGGUGCUUAACGGCGGCAAGAAGGCGGUGCCGAUGCCAAAGGGGAAGGUCCUGCUUCGUUCGGGCGGGACUUCGGACACCGAGAUCGAGGGAGAGAGCUGCGUUUGGCUUCAGAACUAG